Molecule: messenger RNA, 3293 nt
Organism: Sceloporus undulatus (fence lizard)
Lineage: Eukaryota; Metazoa; Chordata; Lepidosauria; Squamata; Phrynosomatidae
Product: cytochrome P450 27C1
Exons: 9
Coding region: 32-1744 (570 amino acids)
Biological process (GO): C21-steroid hormone biosynthetic process; cortisol metabolic process; glucocorticoid biosynthetic process
Cellular component (GO): mitochondrial inner membrane
Molecular function (GO): heme binding; oxidoreductase activity, acting on paired donors, with incorporation or reduction of molecular oxygen; monooxygenase activity
Source: RefSeq, a predicted model, not a curated record
GGAGCCUGCUCUGAAUGAAAGGCAGCCCUUGAUGCGGGGAAAGCAGGGUUUUGUUCUUCCUCCACUUUGGAAGGGAUCGAUCACUAUUAUGUCUCUCCUCUCCAAAAUCUGGAGCCUCGGUUGCAAGCAGGUGCUGGAGCUCCGGAGGAUCGCUGCUGGCGUCCCUGGCUUCCUGAGGCUUCACCAGCUGCCCAGGAAUCCUGGGGAGGACAAAGAAGAGGAGGAGGAAGAGGAGAAGAAGGAGGAUGAGGAGGGGGCUCCUGGCCAGGGAUCCCCCAAAGGCUUCUGCCCCCAGCGCCAUCCCAGCCCCUCCAGGGCCAAAAGCCUCCAGGAAAUGCCCGGACCCAGGACUUUCUCCAACUUGGUGGAGUUCUUCUGGAAGGAUGGCUUUGGGCGCAUUCAUGAAAUCCAGCAGAGGCACGUACAGGAAUAUGGAAAAAUUUUCAAGUCACAUUUUGGUCCCAAACUAGUUGUAUCCAUUGCAGAUCGAGAUAUGGUGGCUCAGGUUCUCCGGGAAGAAGGCACUAUGCCUCAACGGGCUGACAUGGAUUCUUGGCAGGAAUACAGAGAUUUACGAGGGAGAGCUACAGGACUUAUAUCUGCAGAAGGGGAACAGUGGCUAAAAAUGAGGCGGGUGCUAAGACAAAAAAUGGUGAGACCCAAAGAUGUUGCCAUUUUCUCUGGAGGAGUUAAUGAAGUUAUUAUAGAUUUAAUUAAGAGAAUCCACAUUCUGAGAAGUCAAGAAGAAGAUGGAGAAACAGUGACAAAUGUCAACAGCCUUUUUUUCAAGUAUUCAAUGGAAGGUGUGGCAACUGUUCUGUAUGAGUGCCGCUUGGGGUGUCUGGAAAGUGACAUCCCUCAGAACACUGCUGAAUACAUUGAAGCACUGGAAUUGAUGUUCAGCAGUUUCAAAACUACCAUGUAUGCAGGAGCAAUUCCCAAAUGGCUUCGUCCAAUUAUACCAAAACCUUGGAGAGAAUUCUGUAGGUCAUGGGACGGACUCUUUAAAUUCAGUCAAAUUCAUGUUGACAACAAAUUAAAUGACAUAAAAUCCCAUUUAGACCAAGGAGAAGAGAUAAAAGGUGGACUUCUCACAACUCUGCUUCAAAGUAAAGAGCUCACGGUGGAAGAAAUCUAUGCCAACAUGACAGAAAUGCUUUUGGCUGGGGUUGAUACAACUUCAUUCACUUUAUCCUGGGCAACAUACAUGUUAGCAAAGCAUCCAGAAGUGCAGCAUUCUGUCUAUAAAGAGAUAGUCCAUAACUUGGGGAAGGAUAAAGUCCCUGAUGCAGAUGAUAUCCCCAAUCUGCCAAUGACCAGAGCCCUUCUCAAAGAAACCUUAAGAUUAUUUCCAGUAUUACCGGGAAAUGGCAGAGUAACCCAGAAAGAUAUGAUUGUUGGUGGAUACUUGAUACCUAAAGGGACCCAACUGGCCCUAUGUCAUUAUGCUACAUCAUAUCAAGAAGAGAAUUUCCCAUCAGCAAAUGAGUUCCAACCUGAUCGUUGGCUAAGGAAAAGCAACAUGGACAGAGUGGAUAAUUUUGGUUCCAUUCCUUUUGGUUAUGGCAUUCGGAGUUGUAUAGGAAAGAGAAUUGCUGAAUUGGAAAUUUACCUUGCACUAAUACAGCUCCUUCAGAAUUUUGAAAUAAAAAUUUCUCCAAAAACUAAACCAGUUUGUGCCAAAACCCACGGACUAUUGACUCCUGGAGACUCCAUCAAUGUGAAAUUUGCAGACAGGAAGUGAGAGAAGGGACUUCAGGAAGCUCUUCAGCAUGAUCUAUGACUGAAAGGUGCUGAAGAUUCUUUAAGCCAGUAUGAGAUUUCUGUAAACUAGCAUUAAAUACUUAUCUAGAGGUUUGUCUGUCCUUCCAACACCAUGCCACUCCAUAGAAUAUUAAGCACUCAUUAAAAUAAUUUCUUUUUUCUGGUUAGAAUCCAGUUUAUUCUGGGAGCUAAAGAAAGACAAUAGAAAGAAUCAAAUUACUUUAAUCACAUUUCCCCAACGGUGGAGUAUUUACAGACAACGUAUCAUUGCAUUCCUUUCCUAUGAGUUUCUCUAGAGAGUCAUUUUGUAGCAAUCACAGAAUAUACUUAAGUUCCAGCAAAAGACUGUAGUUACUUUAUCACUUCCAACUUCAUUCCAUUGUCAGGCAAAUGAAGUGAUAAGAUGCUAUUCAUGAGCUAAAUAGUAAUGGAUUUCAUCUUCAGGAUGUUGUUUCUUAUCACAUGAGUACAUCCCAAUUCCUCUGAGACAUAAGUGUUAUUUUGUGUGAUGGGGUGCAGGAUAAACACUGGCUUGAGUCCCCACCUUCUCUUCCAUGCCCUUUUGAGAAUUCACACUUUAAUUAUGUUUCUUCUCCCCCCCCCCCCCCAGAGUUUUCAUGAAUUAACAAUAAUGCAUCAAAAAUUAGGGAGAAUGGUUUUAAAUAUAAAGACACUUUAAAGUAAUGAAAUUUACAGCCUGUUGGAUUUUAUUCCCUGAAGAGCUUAUUUAAUAACAUAUAAAAGGAGUAUAAAUUUUUAUGUAAAAUGAAGUCAGUACGUCACAGAAAUAGUAAAAUAAUAAUUUUAUAUAAGUCCAUUUUAACUGACAUUUAUUGCAAAUUUAGCAUUCUUUGUAAAUAAAGUUUUUACUUUAGUAGCUUGAUGUUUUUUUUAAAUACAAGCAGUACAUACUGCUCAGUUUUAUAUAUAGCUCUAUUAUUUUGUGUGGGAUACUGCCCUCUCCAGGACAGAUAGGCAAAUGACAUGUUGUUUAUGUAUUUGGGAAAUGUGCACUUUUAAAUGUUGCUUAUUUAAGCAAUUUCUAUAGCUAAUGACAACCAGAGGUUUGAAUCUGAGGUGUUUGUUACAGUCCUGGAGGGCAGCAAUGUGACAUUUAUGAGGAACGAUUUAUUAAGAAUUCCCAAUGGUGAAGCUAUUUUAUGUCUUCAUCUUAAUGCUCUGCUAACAUGCAUAUUUUUAAAGGCACAUUGGUUAUGUGUAUAGCAGGUGGAACAUUUACAUUCGCUUUUUCAGGGCACUGAUGCUACUUCAUCUACCAUGACUUUCAUUACUCUCAGCUUUGCACUAAUAUUCCAAAUGAAUGAGAAUAUGUCCAACUUUCUCAGGAAUAUGUCCAACUUUUUCUCUGUAUCUCUGGAUAUUUUGUCAAGGAGAAAAAGGUAUUCUCAAACAGAGAACAAAAACUUACUUGCCUUCAGGAUCUCAACCUGCUUUUGGCAAAUUCUCUGCUUAAGUAGGGAACAAGCACUGACUCUCAGUUUGAAUUGUAUAUGGAUCUGCAUUUUGGA